CCAAAUCUGAAACAAUCCCAUCGCCUCAACCAUGCCGACUCCACACGUGUACCAUGGCGUCGACAUCACUCCUUUGGAAGGAUGGAUGACCAAGUACAAGAGCAAGGGCAAGUUCUUUGGGACGAGCAACAAGCGAUGGUUCAAGGUGAAUGUCACAGCCGUCAACAAUGCCAGCGAAACCCAAAGAUUGACAUUGAGCUAUUUCAAGUCCAAAAAAGCCACCGACGUCCGAGGGUGGAUCUACUUGGAAGACGUGACUGAAAUCAUCAACAAAUCCGACGCGAUUGAGAUCGUCUCGCCUACGCGCACGUUGCGUCUGAAAGGGGAGACGGCGGCAGAGCAUCGCAUGUGGCUCGACAGUUUGCGCCAACUAUGCUUCCCCGAACCAGCUUCGCCGCCACAAGACAGCGCCAAACAAGCCGACCGACACGCAACUUCGAAACCACAUUUGGAGCACACCGACUCGCAAAGCAAGGCGUCUUCGAAUGCACUAGCACCGCGGGAAGCAUCGACAUCAGUGCCGUACGUUCCGGUGAAGAAUGACCCCCCUCCCGAAGCCAAGACAGCUCCAAGUGAAGCAAAAUCGCAUGCCAAGCAGAGUCCCCCGCAUCAUGAUGCCUCUUCUACUACUGUGGCGAACGAACCCCCACUGGCAACCAAACAGCUCGACUCUUCUUCGCCCCCUCCCCCCCGAGCCGAGACAAAAACUGUAACUAAAAACGUUGCCGAAGCGAAACCGGCGUUGAAACCGAGGGGGUCGGUGCUCGAUUUGAAGCCCCGGGAUGAGUCGCAGAAUGCCCUCGAGUUCUCCGACUCGGACGCGUCCGACGACGACGACAAUGAAGACGAAUAUGGCGGCGAUGCCAAAACCAGCCAUGCCGCCACCGACCAAGAGCAACCCUCAGCCAGCGACAGCACAAAUUAUCACCGUGGGUCCACCCCCAACGAUGAAACUUCUCCGCCACCUCGUGCUGUCUCCGAGACCAACAACAAACGAAGCGUCGAGUCCUUUUCAAACUCGAACAAUUCGUCCGUCGACGAGGCAAAACAGCUGGACGACGGCGACACGGAAGUCGAACGCUUUGAGCCGAGUCCCGCGCGACCAGCUCCGAAACAACCCGUGAGCGACUAUUUCGACGACGACGCUGACGAGUUCCCGAAGAAGCCCACGGCAGCGGUGUCGUCGUCCCCGCCCAAGCUCGCCCCGUAGGGCGGAUACGAUCUUACGCUAUAUCCCCUUAAGUCACUCUAAACUGAGUGUAUGGUGUUUGUUGUAGAUCGUCGUCCACGGUGCGUGCCGACAACAAUUUUGUCACGGAAGACUGGGACGACAAUGAUGACCCACAUGUGAUUAAGGAGUCGAAAGCCGCCCCAGCCCCCCACGCCGGUGUGGCCUCAGACGCCAACUUUGUCACAGAAGACUGGGAUUAAGACCUAUGCAUGAGAACAUCCCCUUGUCGACCCGCUCAAGUUAUGUGUGCAUGUUGCUUAAGAAGCUAUGAAGCUGGGCGAGGCGUUGCAAUUCCAUAACGUUAAGCCAUGAAUUCGGACAAAUACACCUUUCUUUGCAAGAGCAAAU
Messenger RNA from Aphanomyces astaci, 1579 nucleotides. RefSeq lists its product as hypothetical. The record is from RefSeq and is a predicted model, not a curated record. The transcript has 12 exons. The coding region runs from base 32 to 1210 and encodes 392 amino acids. Lineage: Eukaryota; Oomycota; Saprolegniomycetes; Saprolegniales; Verrucalvaceae.